This is a messenger RNA of Cucumis melo (muskmelon), 315 nucleotides long. RefSeq lists its product as uncharacterized. The transcript has a single exon. Bases 1 to 315 code for a protein of 104 amino acids. NCBI's taxonomy places the organism in Eukaryota, Viridiplantae, Streptophyta, Magnoliopsida, Cucurbitales, Cucurbitaceae. The record is from RefSeq and is a predicted model, not a curated record.
AUGAAGCACUCUUCGACAAGGAAUGUCAUUGAGCACGCCUUCGGUGUUCUUAAGGAUUGUUGGGCAAUUCUUCGUGGGAAGUCAUACUAUUCCCUGCAAAUUCAGUGUUGCACCAUGCUAGCUUGUUGCUUGCUUCACAAUUUGAUAAACAGAGAAAUGACAUAUUACGACGAUGUUGACGAGGGAAACUCCGCGUACGUGACGACCAUCGCUACAGAAGACAUUCACUACAUUAAGACAACAAACGAGUGGUCUCAGUGGCGCGACGAACUAGCUAAAUCAAUGUUCACAUAUUGGCAGUUGCAUAACGCUUAG